AUGGCUCAAAACCGAAGCCCGUCUCCCUGGCAGUCAAUUCUCGCCGGCGGGGCUGCUGGCGGCCUCGAGAGCCUUCUCACUUAUCCGACAGAGUACCUCAAGACCAGACAGCAGCUACAGGCUACAGAGAUCGGGAAGCCCAUUUCACCCGGCAGGCUGCUCGUCAGGACUAUCCGGCAACAUGGACCGGGACACAUGUAUACCGGAAGCGCAGCCUUCUGCGUCUCCAACGCGGGCAAGUCCGGGGUACGUUUCUUCGCAUUCGACACGGCACGACAGUUCGUCCCCACGGACUCCUCCGGCAAAACGACAGCAUGGGGUAAUAUGCUCGCCGGGAUGGUCGCAGGGGCCGCGGAGAGCGUCCUGGUAGUGACUCCGGGCGAGACGCUCAAGACCAAAAUCAUCGACGACCAGGCCGGAGCAAAGCGAUACACGUCGGCCACGCAUGCAAUCCGAUCUGUGCUCUCGACCGAGGGCAUCUCGGGCCUCUACCGGGGAGUAGUCCCGGUUACGCUGAAGCAAUCAGCCAAUGCCAUGGUGCGCUUCACAAGCUAUAACUUCUUCCUUGGACAUCUCCGCGCGCUGUCGGGGCAGGAUAGACCCAUCGCUGGAGCCAGUGUCAUUGCUGGAGCGCUGGCCGGUGUUGUCACUGUUUAUGCUACUAUGCCUUUUGACACCAUCAAGACCCGGCUGCAGGCUCUUGACGGUCGGCAGAGGUACUCGGGGACUUUUGAUUGCUUGCGCUCCAUCAUAUCCCGCGAAGGCAUUGCUGUUCUAUGGCGUGGCACAACUCCUCGUUUAGCUCGACUGAGUAUAUCUGGAGCCAUAAGCUUCACUAUCUAUGAAACUAUCAUUCAAUGGACUUGGUCUCUACGGGAGUAA
Aspergillus puulaauensis is the source of this 882-nucleotide messenger RNA. RefSeq lists its product as uncharacterized. NCBI's taxonomy places the organism in Eukaryota, Fungi, Ascomycota, Eurotiomycetes, Eurotiales, Aspergillaceae. The record is from RefSeq and is a predicted model, not a curated record. The transcript is spliced from 3 exons. Gene Ontology annotation, biological process: mitochondrial citrate transmembrane transport. Bases 1 to 882 code for a protein of 293 amino acids.